UAAAAGCCGAUGUUCACUUCAAUUGAAUCAAGCAGCCUCCCGUUCAGCAUCUACUACUGGUGCUAAGAUCGUGUUGAGAUCCACCCUGCUAGUCCCAGAACCAUCGCAGCUGCAGAGAAGGCCACAGUUAUGGCACAGAACCAACAGCCAAUGAUGAUGGUCCAACAGCCUGGCUCUCCACCAAUGAUGAUGGUCCAACAGCCUGGCUCUCAACCAAUGAUGAUGGUCCAACAGCCUGGCUCUCAACCAAUGAUGAUGGUCCAACAGCCUGGCUCUCAACCAAUGAUGAUGCAGCAACCAGCAAUGUCACAUCAGGUGCCACAGCAGCAGUCACAGCAACCACAAGUGGUUUGCGCAGCCAAACUGGGUGGAAAGCCAAGCGUCACCGCGUGCACCAACUGCAGACAGCGCAUGCAGACGAGGGUUGUUUACAAAAGUGGCUGCUUUGCUUGGUCCAUGGCUAUCGGCCUCUGCUUUAUAGGGUUGUUCUUUGGUCCAUGUCUCAUCCCCUUCUUCUGGAGUAAAUGCAAGGAUGCCCACCAUUACUGCACCUCCUGUAACGCCAAGCUGGAUGUCCACAAGCCCUUCUGCUGA
This is a messenger RNA of Engraulis encrasicolus (European anchovy), 594 nucleotides long. Its product is annotated as cell death-inducing p53-target protein 1 homolog. The coding region runs from base 130 to 594 and encodes 154 amino acids. Gene Ontology annotation, molecular function: zinc ion binding. The transcript has 4 exons. The record is from RefSeq and is a predicted model, not a curated record. Lineage: Eukaryota; Metazoa; Chordata; Actinopteri; Clupeiformes; Engraulidae.